GUCAGCCCACGGCACGCCAUGCUCCGUCUCCUUCCAACCGACCUCCUCCUCCUCAACGUUCCGUCUCAUCUCCUCCUGCAGGGAGGUUCCCCUGCUCGGAGAUCCGCUCCCUAACAGCGCCGUCUCCUCCUUGCAUACGAGUGGGCAAGGAGUAAGGAUGUCUGCGGGGUGGGCGAUCAAGCGGGAGGUUGAAGAGCACCCAGGAUGGAAGACGGCGCUCCUCGGAGGGGGCGCGUUGAGCCGUGAAGACGACGUCGCUGCCGGUGAGUCCAAGUUGGACUCAUGCUCGCUACGACGGCGUGAGCGGCGUUAUCCUGAACCUGCCACUGCCGUGCUGCCCUCCCUUGAGACAGGAGCCGUGGUGGCCCCGUCUUUGCGACUCAAGCGAAGAGGAGGAGACUCAGGAGGGCCUGUUAGUGGGGCAUUGCUGGAGGUGAAAUUGGAGGGCAGCGACUCCCGUCACAGAGCCGACAUUCGUAUGAAAGAGGAGAAGGCGGAGGUUUUCGGCAGCGCAAAAGAACGACUUAAGCUCGUGGACGGUGAAUACCGUCCCAGGCAGAGGGACCUUCACGUCGUCGAGGCAGGCCUUCGUUCCCCCGGAGGAGUCCUCUGGAACCCCGCGGCCGACCGCGGUUCCGCCGCCAGGCUCCGAGCGCCGCAGACGGGAGACGCCGCAGCUGUCGCGGCAUCGUCGUCGGGUUCAGCGGAGAUCGAAGUGAUCUUGGAAGACAACGACGGUGACGUCUCAUCCGCCCGUAGGCACCGCACCGGGAGGCGUACCGGUAGCGAGGGGCCGCAACACCGAUGCCCGGUGUGUGGCAAGUGCUACCGGCAUGCCUCGAAGCUCAGGAGUCACACGAGGGUCCACACGGGUGAGAAGCCACUCGCCUGUCACGUGUGCGGCAAGGCCUUCGCGUGGCCUUCGGGACUCCGCUACCACCUGGUGCUGCACCAGGGAGGGCGCGUCCUUGCAUGCCCCGUGUGCGGGACCAGCUUCGUACGCUCGUCGGACCUCUACGCGCACGUGAGCGGUCACCACGCUCCGCUGCCGCAGCAGAAGCAGCAACAGGAGCAGCAGCAGCAGAAGCAGCAGCCAGGAUAACCUCGUUUCAACUUGAUGAUGCCCAAUUCUUUUUUUUAAGAGCCGCUCGGGUUUGUUGCUGUGUUUUGUUGUUGUGUGCAGGUUCCUCGGAUUGGUAUGGUUGGCUACGUACGGUGUGAAAUAAGUUCAAUGUACAUACAGUGAGGGAAAAAAGUAGUUGAUCCCCUGCUGAUUUUGCACAUUUGCCCACUGACAAAGAAAUGAUCAGUCUAUAAUUUUAAUGGUAGGUUUAUGUGAACAGUGAGAGACAGAAUAACAACAACAAAAUCCAGAAAAACGCAUGUCAAAAAUGUUAUAAAUUGAUUGGCAUUUUAAUGAGGGAAAUAAGUAUUUGACCCCCUCUCAAUGAGAAAGAUUUCUGGCUCCCAGAUGUCUUUUAUACAGGUAACGAGCCGAGAUUAGGAGCACACUCUUAAAGGGAGUGCUCCUAAUCUCAGCUUGUUACCUGUAUAAAAGACACCUGUUCACAGAAGCAAUCAAUCAAUCUGAUUACAAACUCUCCACUAUGGCCAAGACCAAAGAGCUCUCCAAGGAUGUCAGGGACAAUAUUGUAGACCUACACAAGGCUGGAUUGGGCUACAAGAUCAUCGCCAAGCAGCUUGGUGAGAAGGUGACAACAGUUGGUGUGAUUAUUUGCAAAUGGAAGAAACACAAAAGAACUGUCAAGCUCCCUCGGCCUAGGGUUCCAUGCAAGAUCUCACCUCGUGGAGUUGCAAUGAUCAUGAGAACGGUGAGGAAUCAGCCCAGAACUACACGGGAGGAUCUUGUCAAUGAUCUCAAGGCAGCUGGGACCAUAGUCACCAAGAAAACAGUUGGUAACACACUAUGCCGUGAAGGACUGAAAUCCUGCAGUGCCCGCAAGGUCCCCCUGCUCAAUAAAGCACAUAUACAUGCCCGUCUGAAGUUUGCCAAUGAACAUCUGAAUGAUAAUUGGUUCUUUACCCUUCUAUCUGGCAACAAAACUGACACCU
Messenger RNA from Lethenteron reissneri (Far Eastern brook lamprey), 2073 nucleotides. Its product is annotated as zinc finger and BTB domain-containing protein 24-like. The record is from RefSeq and is a predicted model, not a curated record. NCBI's taxonomy places the organism in Eukaryota, Metazoa, Chordata, Hyperoartia, Petromyzontiformes, Petromyzontidae. Gene Ontology annotation, biological process: regulation of transcription by RNA polymerase II. Gene Ontology annotation, molecular function: RNA polymerase II cis-regulatory region sequence-specific DNA binding; DNA-binding transcription factor activity, RNA polymerase II-specific.